This is a messenger RNA of Pedinophyceae sp. YPF-701, 744 nucleotides long. The record is from the annotation of a GenBank genome assembly. Lineage: Eukaryota; Viridiplantae; Chlorophyta; Pedinophyceae.
AUGCUUCGCAACAUCCAGCUGCCGAGCAGGGCCCACUCCGGCCCAAACAGCUUCCGGGGACGCGUCGGACAGGCCGUGGCGGCGCCCUCGCGGUCGGGAUGCGCCACCAGGAAGUCCACGAAGAUGAUGCCUAUCGGCGUUCCGCAGGUCCCGUACCGCAGCCCCAAGGGGGACGGCUGGCUGUGGAUCGAUCUGUGGAACUGCCUGUACCGUGAGCGCAUCAUCUUCCUCUCCAACGCCGUGGACGAGGAGCUGGGCAACCAGCUCGUGGCGACGAUGCUGUACCUGGACAGCGAGAACAAGAAGGACAUGAGCAUCUACAUCAACUGCUCGGGCGGGGACGUGGUGCCUUGCCUCGCCAUCCACGAUACCAUGCGAUUCAUCAAGUCGGACGUGGCGACGGUCGGGUUCGGCGGCGCCAUGGGCAUGAGUGGCUUCCUGCUGGCCAUGGGCGAGCGCGGGAAGCGCUACUGCCUCCCGAAUACGCGGAUCAUGCUGCACCACCCAGCUGGCGGCGCCCGGGGCCAGGCGUCCGACAUCCACCGCGAAUCCAAGGAGCUCAUGCGCAUCCGGAGAUAUGUGACGACCCUGCUGGCGGAGCAGUCGGGCAAGGUGGACUACGAGCGGUUCUUCUACGAGAUCAGCCGCGCGCGGUACUACUCCGCGGAGGAGGCGCAGGAAACAGGUCUGAUCGACACCGUGGUGCGUCCACGCAACGCGAGCGCCAAGGCCGGGUAUGCGUGA